AUGGACGCGAGCUCGGGAUCCAGCUCGCCCUCUGCGAUACGUCCUUCCAGGUACUGCGUCAACACGCGGCGAUUCUGCGCAGGCGUGGCCACGCUCGUGGGGGCGAGCAAGUCAGCUCUAUCCCGGGCACUCUGCGCAGAUGCGGCCCUGCCCACAAUCUUGGGGGCGGACCCCGAAGGUCCACCCCGGCGUCCUUACGCAGCCGUCAGGACUGUGGUGUCGCCGUGUUUGGCUACGGCCUCCGUUCUUGCGCAGCUCCCCGGCCGCCUGCGGCUUCUGCCUCCGGGCAGGUGGGCGAUCUCCCCGCGCGCGGCCCUUCACGGCUCCACGCCGCGCUCCGGGGCCAGGGUCGCGCUGGUUUUGUCUGGAUGCGGCGUCUACGACGGGACCGAGAUCCACGAGGCCUCAGCGAUCCUGGUCCACCUGAGCCGCGGGGGUGCUGAUGUUCAGAUCUUUGCCCCGAAUGCACCACAGAUGCAUGUGAUUGACCACACAAAGGGGCAGCCUUCGGAGGGAGAGACCAGGAAUGUUCUGACAGAAUCAGCAAGGAUUGCACGCGGCAAGAUCACUGACCUGGCCAAGCUCCGUGCCGCUGACCAUGAUGCUGCCAUCUUCCCGGGAGGAUUUGGAGCAGCCAAAAACUUGAGCACGUUUGCUGUGGACGGGAAGGACUGCAAAGUCAACAGUGAUGUGGAACGUGUCCUGAAGGAAUUUCAUGGUGCUGGGAAGCCCAUCGGCCUGUGCUGCAUCGCACCCGUCCUUGCAGCCAGAGUGCUGCGGGGUGUGGAGGUCACCGUGGGCCACGAGCAGGAGGAAGGUGGCAAGUGGCCUUACGCUGGUACUGCAGAGGCCAUCAAAGCCCUGGGUGCCAGGCACUGUGUGAAGGACGUGACCGAAGCCCACGUGGACCAGAAAAACAAAGUGGUCACCACCCCCGCCUUCAUGUGUGAGACUGCACUCCACCACAUCCACGACGGGCUCGGGGCCAUGGUGCGGAAGGUGCUAGAACUUGCCGGAAAGUGA
Messenger RNA from Chrysochloris asiatica (Cape golden mole), 1023 nucleotides. It is a transcript of the gene GATD3, whose product is annotated as chromosome unknown open reading frame, human C21orf33. The record is from RefSeq and is a predicted model, not a curated record. Lineage: Eukaryota; Metazoa; Chordata; Mammalia; Afrosoricida; Chrysochloridae. The transcript is spliced from 8 exons. Gene Ontology annotation, cellular component: mitochondrion. Bases 1 to 1023 code for a protein of 340 amino acids.